GUGAGAUAUGUACAGACAUAUGUUUUUCGGGUCGCACACUGAGGUAGUCAAAGCUGUGCCGACUCAUCUUUUCUGCAAAAAUAACAUCUUAUUCUCCAUUUGUGCAACGCAAACAGGCGUUCAACUAGGUAGCGGUAAUUAAAGAGUGUUAGCAAAAUGAUUAUAACUUUAAAAAACCUUCAGCAACAAACCUUUACCGUUGAGAUUGAUCCCUCAAAAACGGUAAAGGAACUUAAAGAUAAAAUAGAAGCUCAAAAAGGACUUCCCGCCCAACAUCAAAAAUUGAUAUACGCCGGAAAAAUAUUAACGGAUGAGCAACCAUUGACAGAAUAUAAUAUCGAUGAGAAGAAAUUUAUUGUUGUUAUGGUUUCAAAACCAAAAGUCGGAGUUAGUCCUAGUACGAGCGAAGAGGUAAAAGCUGACGGCGAUAGUAGCAAAGAACAAUCAACGCCAAGCAUAGCAACGCAACCUAGUUCAAAUCCUGCACCACAAACACCACAACCCACUGCAACACCACAACCAGUUGCAACGCAACAACAACAACAGCAACAGGAUUCUGCACAGCCAACUAUAACAAUAACAGGUCCUGAAGGUCAAGCAGAAGGUGCGUUGCUUAUGGGCGAGCAAUACAAUUUAAUGGUAACCAAUAUAAUGGACAUGGGAUAUCCUCGGGAACAAGUUGAACAAGCGUUGCGGGCCAGUUUUAAUAAUCCUGAUAGAGCUGUGGAAUAUCUUUUAACUGGAAUUCCCUAUCAGCUAUUGGAUGAUGCGGCUGAGGAUCAAGCUGAAGCACAAGAUGCUGCUCCACAGGAUCAGGGUCAAGAUCCUCUUGCAUUUUUACGUUCACAGCCACAAUUUCAACAAAUGCGCCAAGUCAUUCAACAAAAUCCACAAUUAUUAAAUACUGUUUUACAGCAAAUCGGUCACACUAAUCCAGCCCUAUUGCAACUUAUUUCUCACAAUCAGGAAGCGUUUGUGCGCAUGCUUAACGAACCUGUAGGUGCAAGUGGAGGAACGCCAGCAGGAACUGCUCCAGUUUCAGCAACAGGUGGAACAGUUAAUCCUUUAUCAGGAAGUGGAACAGGUACAGGGACAGGUCCAGCUGUAAUUCAAGUGACUCCUCAAGAUAAGGAAGCAAUCGAGAGACUAAAAGCCCUUGGAUUUCCCGAGCACCUUGUUGUUCAAGCGUACUUUGCUUGUGAAAAGAAUGAGAAUCUUGCUGCCAAUUUUUUACUCUCACAAAAUCUUGACGAUUGAAAGAAAGAGACGAUAAAUUGCUAUAGAAUUAGGAAUCAGGUACAGAACGGGUAUGACUUCGUUGUUGAUUUUAGAAAGGUGCACUUGACGUUUUUGACUCAUUAGUUGUCCGAGUAUCUAUCAAUUCCGGUAAAAAAAAAAGAUCUAUUUGUUGAAGACUUCGACAACGCGCAAAUUUUACCAUAAAGAAUAUUGUUAGUGUUAUUCUUAAAAGGAAAAUGAAAAAAAAACGUUUUAAGCGCAAGAAAAAUUCACUUUGCUUGGUAAGAAUGAAAACGCUUUUUUUAAUUCUCUAUUUCUAAUUAACUAUAAACUGUGACAGUAAAUUAUUUUUCUUUUUCAAUAAUGGAAUAUUGUUUCAAAAAAAAAAAAAAAAAUAAUAAAAACAGAAAAAUGAUUCUCAAAACAAUUUCAAGUUAUUUUUUGCUUUGGAGAAAUUCAAUGAGAACACAAGAAGAUAUAGGCACAUUUUAUGAGUGAUGUGUGCGUAUGUGUGAGCUUCAGCGUGCAGCACGCCCACGCUCUUCUUUGUUUGGCGUGCGUUUAUAAUAUGUAUUUGUAUAUAUGUAUAUACGUCUUGUGUUUUCAUUGAUUUUUCCAAUGCAAAUUAAUUAUAUUUAUAUACUAGAUAAUAUACUUUUAAGAUCUCUGGAAGCUCUUGAAAAUGUAGAGAAGAAAAUGGAAAAUAUUGCAAAAUUUCUAAAUUUUUCAUCAGCGAAUGUCAACACAUCCACGACUAAUAAAAAAAAAAAAAAGAAUGUUUUAUAAU
Molecule: messenger RNA, 2026 nt
Organism: Leptopilina boulardi
Lineage: Eukaryota; Metazoa; Arthropoda; Insecta; Hymenoptera; Figitidae
Gene: Rad23
Product: UV excision repair protein RAD23 homolog B
Exons: 6
Coding region: 157-1257 (366 amino acids)
Biological process (GO): proteasome-mediated ubiquitin-dependent protein catabolic process; nucleotide-excision repair
Cellular component (GO): cytosol; nucleoplasm
Molecular function (GO): ubiquitin binding; damaged DNA binding; polyubiquitin modification-dependent protein binding
Source: RefSeq, a predicted model, not a curated record